This is a messenger RNA of Condylura cristata (star-nosed mole), 2449 nucleotides long. It is a transcript of the gene LRRC36, whose product is annotated as leucine rich repeat containing 36. Lineage: Eukaryota; Metazoa; Chordata; Mammalia; Eulipotyphla; Talpidae. Gene Ontology annotation, molecular function: protein binding. The record is from RefSeq and is a predicted model, not a curated record. The transcript has 14 exons. The coding region runs from base 14 to 2278 and encodes 754 amino acids.
CGGACGCGCGAGGAUGGCGGAGCAGUGGGAUUUGGACGAGGAGGGCAUCCGCCGCUUGGGGUCACUGACCCUGGAGCAACCCGAACUGGUGGAGUCUCUUUCAUUGCAGGGGUCUUAUGCUGGAAAAAUUCAUUCCAUUGGUGAUGCCUUCCGAAAUUUCAAAAACCUCCGAUCCUUAGAUUUAUCAAGAAAUUUGAUCACUAGCCUGAAGGGAAUCCAGUAUUUAUGUUCACUUCAAGACCUGAAUUUAUAUUAUAACAACAUUCCUUCAUUAGUGGAGGUAUCCCGCCUGCAGCCUUUAGCCUUCCUGAAAGAACUAGAUUUGAGACUCAAUCCUGUUGUCAGGAAAGAUACAGACUAUAGGCUCUUUGCUGUGUACACGCUGCAAACUCUGGAGAAACUGGAUGAUCGAACUGUACGUGAAAGUGAGAGAAAAGCUGCUAAGAUGCAUUUUAGUCUCUUGGGCAACAGUGAAAAUUUUCUUUUAGAAGUAGAAAAAAGCAGCUCUAGGGAAAAGACUGUGAAAAACUGUGUGACAGAUGAGACCUCUUCAUCAAAAGUCAACUCAGAUGUUGAGAACAGGAUUGAAACUGACUCAAACAAAGGACUUUUUAUUCCCCUUCCCGGCCGGGAAAUAAAGGAUUCCUUAACCAGUAUUUCUGCAACGCAGGGCAACGGUAUGCCAGAGCAGAAAUUAGACACUUUUUCACUGGGUACACAGAUGGAAGAAGUAACAAGAAGAGAGAUACCAAAUGAGAAUCACCAGGAAGAUGAAUUCAGACGCUACUCACCUCACCAAUCCACAGUUCGAUCCCCAGAAAAGAUGAAUAGAGAAGGAUACCGAAUAUCUUUUUUGGACAAUAAGUCUUCAGGUUCUUCUCCAGAAAAGGACAUGAUGUCAAAACCUGAUACCUAUCACCUUAUUCAUGAUGCUUCACUGGGUAAACGCCUAGAUGUAGGUGAUUCUAGCCAGAUUCAUCCUUAUCAGUUACCUUCAGAAGUUCAUCUGGAAAAUUACGAUAGUCAUUGUCCUCAAACUCUGUCCUUGCAAGGAAGUCUUGGUAAAAGGCCUCAGAGAAGCAAGAACUACCGAGAAUAUAGCAUAAAGCCUUCAAAGGAUUUGAAGGCCACCUCAUCCCAUUCCUGUGGAGACUUACAAACUUCUCUGUCAAACUUUGACUCCAGCACUGGAAGGCUUUUGAAGCUUAGUUCAGAUCUGUAUGCCACAACCCAUUUCAACAGUGACCCUGCUUUGCUGGUCAAUGUAGAACAGUUAUCCACCAGCCUCAGUGACUUAACAUCAGCACGUGGCUCUUUCCCAAACAACUCUGUCCUAGAAGACUCUUUACGGACGCUGCUGUUGCCUUCUGGGACUUCAGAAAACAAAGAGAAUUCAACCAAAAGGUCAUUAAGCCCAUCAAGAAGAGGAUUCAAAAGGAAAGACAACAUCCUUGCCACCCUGAAUCCAAAGCAUGGCUUCAGAGAUGCUACUGUCACUGAGCCUCUCUCUAGUGACCUGGGCAGUUUGUAUGGUUUGCCAGGAAACCACAGCCCCCCAAUCUCUGCCAGAACAUCACAUGUGGCCACUGUCCUAAGACAGCUGUUAGAGCUUGUGGAUAAGCACUGGAAUGGCUCUGGCUCCCUUCUCCUCAACAAGAAGUUUCUUGGUCCUGCCCGAGAUUUGCUUCUGACUUUGGUAGUCCCUGCUCCUUGUCAGCAGUGGUGUCGCUCACAUCCUGAAGACACACCAAAAACAUUCCGCAGGAGGGAAAUGGAACUGAAGGAGGCUGGGCAUCUGGUCCCUAAUGAUAUGGAAAGUUUGAAGCAAAAACUGGUUAGAGUGCUGGAAGAAAACCUGAUUUUGUCAGAGAAAGUCCAGCAGUUGGAAGAAAGUACUGCCACCUCAGUUGCGAGUGGGCCCCAACCUCAUACUUACGAUGAUCUUCUGCGCAAAAACCAACAGCUGAACAUGCAGGUAGCUUGCCUGAACCAGGAACUUGCCCAGCUAAAAAAGCUGGAAGAGACAGUGGCCCUUCUCCAUGAAAGUCAGAGAUCCCUGGUGGUAACUAAUGAGUAUCUGCUGCAGCAGCUGAAUAAAGAGCAAAAAGGCUAUUCCGGGAAAGCACUCCUCCCACCUGAGACAAGCCAUCAUUUGGGGAGAUCGUCACCCUUUGGGAAAAGCUCUCUGUCUUCCUCCUCUCCAGUGGCACAUGACACGGGUCAGUAUCUCAUACAGAGUGUCUCAGACUCUGUCCCAGAGCCUAGUUUAUGGAACUAGGUGUUUAUGGAACACCUUUUCUUUUCUGCAGCUUCCCUCUUAGCUGCGGGGGGCUCCCAGGACCAUUGCCACUAGUAUAGUGGUUUUUACUACAAGCUUAAGCAAAACAAAUUUAUUCUGAUUACAUUGUAUUGGCCCUUUUUAUUUCUUUGUCUCCUCCCAUGGAAUCAU